AUGGACCUCGAUACUCCAAAUAUUGAAAAAGAAACCCUCCCCGUAUCCCCUAAUAAUUCCCCCUCCUCUGCUUCUACCGACACUCCAAACGAAACUCGCUCUAUCCACAGUUUCCGCUGGAUCCUCAUCAACCUCGCUCUUUACGUCUCCAUCUUCAUCUACGGCCUCGAUACAACCAUCGCAGCCGACGUUCAAAGUUCCGUUGUCGAAGCUUUCGGACACGUCGAACAACUUGCCUGGAUCGGCGCGGGAUUUCCCCUCGGCUCUGUCUCCGUCAUCCUUCUCUACGGCGUCCUGUACACGAAUUACAACAUAAAAUGGGUCUUCGUUGCGUCCACAGUUCUCUUUGAAGGUGGUUCAGCACUCUGCGGUGCAGCACCGAGCAUGUCUGCCUUAAUUGUUGGACGAGUCAUUGCUGGAGCUGGCGGCAGUGGCGUUUUCAUGGGAUGCUUGAACUACUUUACCGUCUUGACGACACCCAAGGAGAGGGGUGUGUACAUCACCGGAACGGGCUUCUGCUGGGGUAUAGGCGCUGUCCUUGGCCCCGUCAUUGGAGGCUCCUUUGUUCAAUCCAGCGCUACUUGGCGCUGGGCCUUUUACAUCAACCUCAUUAUUGCUGCUGCUUUCGCUCCUGUUUAUCUCUUUGGACUUCCAGCCAUUCAUCCUGCUGAUGGCGCCUCUGUCUCUGUUUUUGAGCGUACAAAACGGAUCGACUUCCUUGGAUUGUUCCUUGGUGCUGGUACUUGGGUCUCUUUUACCAUGGCAUUUACCAUGGCUGGCGGUCAAUGGGCGUGGAGCGAUGGUCGGACUAUUGCCACUAUUGUGGUAUUCGUGGCUGUAUCAAUUAUUUUUGGCAUACAGCAAACCUUUGCUAUUCUUACAACUCCUGAAAAUCGUUCGUUCCCAGUUCACAUCUUGCGAUCUCGAUCUCAGGUCCUGUUGUACAUUGGAACCGCAUCAAACAUCACCUCACUUUUUGUCAUUGUCUAUUUCAUCCCAAUCUACUUCCAGUUCGUUUAUGGAGACUCCGCCAUUGAGGCCGCCAUCCGACUGCUUCCAUUCGUUAUCCUUACUGUCAGUUUCAACCUCGCUGCCGGCCACCUCCUCUCCAAAGUCCGAUAUUACAUGCCGAUUUAUAUCAUCGCCGGCUUCUUCAUCACUCUUGGCAGCGCACUGCUCACCGCUUACCUCGACCCCAAGACUCCCGCGAAUUAUAUAUAUGGUUUUACCGUCAUUGCGGCUGUGGGAUCCGGCUUGACUCUCCAGAUUGGUUAUGCUGUCGCUACACUUAAAGUGAAUCCCAAGCAUAUGGGCGACGCACUUUCUCUGCAAAAUGUAGCUCAAAUUGGCGGAAGUGUCAUCGCACUUGUCAUCGCUGGUCAAGUCUUUCAAUCCACUGCCACGAGGAACCUGACCAAAGUGCUGGCCGGUAGUACCUUUAACUUCACGGCUUCUGAUAUUCAGAAUGCCAUUGCCGGAGCCCAGAGCACCAUCUUUGAAGAAAUUACUGGCGAUCUAAAAGAUCAAGCCAUAUUAGCUAUUACGAAAGCUAUGCAAAAGGCAUUUAUUAUUGUUUGCGUAGGAGGUGGCGUCCACAUGAUAAGCGGGCUUCUCAUGAAGCGAGAGAAGCUCUUUGGCGACAUUGUCCCUGUUGGCGGCGGCUAAGAAAACAGCUGCCUAAAGAUGGAUCGUGAUUUUUUAAUCGGCAACAUUUGAGGCUUCUUCAGUAGCGAGA
Molecule: messenger RNA, 1735 nt
Organism: Trichoderma asperellum CBS 433.97
Lineage: Eukaryota; Fungi; Ascomycota; Sordariomycetes; Hypocreales; Hypocreaceae
Biological process (GO): transmembrane transport
Cellular component (GO): plasma membrane
Molecular function (GO): transmembrane transporter activity
Source: RefSeq, a predicted model, not a curated record